Messenger RNA from Oryzias latipes (Japanese medaka), 1831 nucleotides. Its product is annotated as keratin, type II cytoskeletal 8. The record is from RefSeq and is a predicted model, not a curated record. Lineage: Eukaryota; Metazoa; Chordata; Actinopteri; Beloniformes; Adrianichthyidae.
GGCUUCACCAGACCUCACCUGUUCAGACAGACCUCACCUGCUCAGACAGACCUCACCUGUUCAGACAGACCUCACCUGUUCAGACAGACCUCACCUGCUCAGCGGACCUCACCUGCUUCCUUCCAUCAUGUCAUCACCGAACAGCAAAACCAAAGAGAAGCAUGAGAUGAUUGGACUCAACGACAAGUUCGUCCAGUUGAUUGACACGGUGAAAAACCUGGAAAACGAGAAAAGAAAGCUGGACGAGAAACUGAAGAUCCUGCGGUCGAAGGAGGACUACGCCGGGAGGGUGGACGACAUCGUGAGGCAGGAGAAGAUCGAGCUGGAACAGCAGGUGGAGACUUUGCUCAGGGACCAGGAGAAGCUGAAGGAUGAGCUGUCCACGAAACAGGAAGAGGUGGAGGACACCAAGAAGAGGUACGAGAAAGAGUUGAGUGACAGAGUUGAGAAGGAGAACAACUUUGUCAUAACCAAGAAGGAAGUGGAUGAAGGCCACAUAACAACUGUUGACCUCAAACUGGAGCUGGAGGAUCUGCUUGGAAAGCUGGAGCUCCUCAGGGCUGGAUUUGAUGAGGAAAUCAAGGAGCUGGAGUCUCAGGUCCAGAAUGAGAAGAGGGUCAUCUCUGACACCAACAAACGCUCCCUGGACCUGGAGCCCAUCAUCCAAAGCGUUGAGAUGAAGUACUCAGAGAUGGCAGUUCGUGCCAAAGAGGAAGCAGAACAGCUGAACCAGAAGAAGAUGAACGAUUUGGUCCAGACUGCAGGACAGCGCGAGCAGGAGCUGCGCGACAUAAAGCGGGACAUCGCAGAUCAGAUCCGCAUCAUCCAGAAGCUGAAGGUGGAGGUGGAGACUCUCAGGAGGAAGGAAGAGUCGCUGAGAAAAGCCAUGGAGGACGCCAGACAGAAUAGCGACCACGACAUGGAGAAGGCUCGAGCGGACAUCGCCGCUCUGGAGAACGCUCUGAAGGACAGGAAGAAGGAGCUGGCCAGGCAUUUCCGCGAGCAUCAGGAGCUGCUGAACAUCAAGCUGGGCCUGGACAUCGAGAUCGCCACCUAUCGGGAGCUCCUGGAGAACGAGGAGCAGAGGAUGAGGCACACCAUGCACCUCAUAGAUGUCUAAAUACAAACCAAGUCCUUACUUGCACGCAGACGCUAAACGGACGUCGGAGCCCCAGAAGCCCCCCUCCCUCUGGAGGGAACCCACUGUUGUCCCAGACUGCCCCGUUGCCCCGGUAACCUGCAGUUCCCCCAAACCCAUCGAAAUCCCCACAGUGCCCAAGAAGCGGCUGCUGAUCCGGUUGGAGGUGUCGUCAGGCCGGGUGGUGUCAGAAAGUUCCCACUACACCGACUGAUCAACUCCAACUCUGCUCCAUAUCCACAAAUGUGAAUUCAUUAUUUAAUAAUUCAUCUGAUAAAUUAACUUGUACUAAUAUUAUUCGGUGAUCCAACAGUGGCUCCGACAGAUUCAACAGUGUGCUGCAGUAGGGGCUUGAAGUAGUUCACAUCAGUGUUUUCCAGCUUUUCUCCAGGCGUUCGGCCUCUGGGGGGGGGGUGCUGGUCUUGCUGUUGUUCUCCUCAGACAUCAGUGACUAGAUCAUCACGUCCCCCUUAAAUCUGUGCUCGUCUCUCCUCUGUCUGAUGGAGAGCAAAGCUAGAGCUGCUUUCAAUGAUCUUUUUGGGGAAAUGUCAGCUGUUUGUCCUGGGAUGCAAAAGAAAAAAAAGGCUUUCUGUUUAUUGUCCUUCCAGUUCGCCAUGUUCUCAUGUCUGUCUGCAUCUUUGAACUCUGUAGGAGAAAAACCUCUAUUGUUAAUAAAAAACUAGCAAAAACGUG